GGGAGAUAACUCUAACCCGGAAGUGAGUUUUGUAAGUGUGCGUGUGUGGGUGGGUACGGCAGCUUACGCGUGUACGGUGUAGGCCAGUUUUAAAUCUGCAUAAUCUAUUACAAACGUGAUUUUUAAGAUUAAUACUAUCCACUGAAGUAUCACAGAGAUGCCUUUUCUAGUUGUUGGGACCUGGACCUUUUCCAGGGAAGCUGUUGCUACAACUGCACACUGUCUACAACAAAACCUGUCUUGUACGGACGCCGUGGAGAGGGGAAUCAACCAAAUUGAAGUGGACGAGGCAUAUGGCCCCUGUGUUGUGGGAGUGGGCGGCUUCCGGAACUCGGAUGGUUAUUUGGAGCUGGAUGCUGCCAUGAUGGAGGGACGGGGCUUGCGCACGCAGUUUGGUGCUGUGACCGCAUUACAGGGAGUUCCACGCGCAGUCUCCGUGGCGAGAGCAGUGAUGGAGAAAUGUUCUCACAACAUGCUUACCGGAAGUGGUGCCACAAAGUUUGCGAAGGAGCAAGGUUUCGCCGUCGAGGAUAACUUACUGACUGCCAAGUCGAACCAAACGAAGCAGUCCAUUCCUGGUCACGACACCCUAGGGAUAUUAGCAGUAGAUGGGCAAAACCAUGUCUGUUCAGGGGUCUCCACAAGCGGAAGUGGAAAUAAACAUCCCGGGAGAGUGGGAGAUAGUGCACUUCCGGGAAAUGGAUUAUAUGCAGACGGCGAGGCAGGGGCGGCCUGCUGUAGCGGAGAUGGAGAUCAAAUCUUGAUGUACUGUCCAAGCUUCCGGGUCGUCCUGCUAAUGAAGGAGGGAAAACAACCACAAGCCGCAUGUGAGGAAGUGAUUAAUGAUAUCCGCCGGAAGUGUGAUGGACAGAUAUUUGAAGUGGCUAUCAUAGCUGUAAAUAUGAAGAGCGAGUAUGGGGCGGCGUCGACACUGGAUACAUGGACGGAUCCACUCACUGGUCAGCAGUUCGCAGGGUUUCCCUAUGUGGUUUAUACUGACGUCAUGUCCGAACCGGAAAUAAAACUUUCUAAGACGAAUCGGAAAGAUUCUUGAAGGCUGUUGACGGAAACUUGAUUGUUUUUUUCCCUUAAUUAAAAAAAAAAAAAAAAAA
Messenger RNA from Pecten maximus, 1112 nucleotides. RefSeq names its product N(4)-(Beta-N-acetylglucosaminyl)-L-asparaginase-like. The coding region runs from base 158 to 1054 and encodes 298 amino acids. The record is from RefSeq and is a predicted model, not a curated record. Lineage: Eukaryota; Metazoa; Mollusca; Bivalvia; Pectinida; Pectinidae. Gene Ontology annotation, biological process: protein deglycosylation. The transcript is spliced from 9 exons. Gene Ontology annotation, molecular function: N4-(beta-N-acetylglucosaminyl)-L-asparaginase activity.